CUCAGUUGCUCAAACGAAACGCACGGUAACGAUAACGUCUGUAGCGAAUUAGAGUCCCAAGCAUUUAAAUUGCAGGCCGAGAAGCUUUCGUCUUCUCCAAUCCCUCUCGGAAAGCUGUUGCUGCGGGUGAUCGGAGAAGAAUAAAAUAAAAUGGCAUCGAGUGGGGCAGUGUUGCCAAGAGGCGGUGCAGCAGCAGCUGCAAGUUUGCGGCGGAGGAGGUCUGGUGGUGGCAAUGCUGCUGGGAGCAGCAAUGGUGGCAAUGGAGCUAGCAGAAUGCUCCAGUUUUACUCAGAUGAUACUGCAGGGAGAAAGAUGUCUCCCCAUACCGUUCUUAUCAUGAGCAUUGGAUUCAUCGCUGUCGUUGCUGUUCUUCAUGUCUUUGGCAAGCUCUACCUGGUCAGUCCUUGACUAUUUCAAAUAGAUAGGAUAUAUUCUACCGUUAAGCAGUUUAAUUUUGUUAGCCAAAUACCGACAUUUGAAUGGGAAUAUACUUUCCGUCGACAAAUUUGAUUAACAUUACCAAAGAAAAUUUUCAUUUUCUAAUGUAAGGGGAAGAAAAUCAUGUUUCUGUAGCUGGUUUAAAGAAGCUGAGUGAGGUAAGAAAUGUUUGUGGAUUUA
Molecule: messenger RNA, 618 nt
Organism: Dendrobium catenatum
Lineage: Eukaryota; Viridiplantae; Streptophyta; Magnoliopsida; Asparagales; Orchidaceae
Product: protein transport protein Sec61 subunit beta-like
Exons: 2
Coding region: 151-408 (85 amino acids)
Biological process (GO): intracellular protein transport
Cellular component (GO): Sec61 translocon complex; endoplasmic reticulum membrane
Source: RefSeq, a predicted model, not a curated record